Spea bombifrons (plains spadefoot toad) is the source of this 3229-nucleotide messenger RNA. RefSeq names its product protein tyrosine phosphatase non-receptor type 11 (gene PTPN11). The record is from RefSeq and is a predicted model, not a curated record. NCBI's taxonomy places the organism in Eukaryota, Metazoa, Chordata, Amphibia, Anura, Pelobatidae. Gene Ontology annotation, molecular function: protein tyrosine phosphatase activity. Gene Ontology annotation, biological process: protein dephosphorylation. The transcript has 16 exons. The coding region runs from base 411 to 2201 and encodes 596 amino acids.
AAGUGACGACAAAAAAUGUCUCCACGCAACUAUUACUGAUGUUAAACUACAAUUCCGUUUCGUCUGUCCAUUGACAGUUUAGGUAUUACUUUUGCCUCGCUAGCGUAUAACCGCUCUUGCAUUCGAAUUAGGGAAUCGGUUUACCCGCACAUACACUGAGAGUAAGCGCGUUUUGUGACGAGUCGCGGAUUGAUGACAUCAUCGGAGGCCGCCCGGGUGGUGCUGUUGCUGAUACUACCGGAGGCCUUCAUGGAGAUUCCACCCGAAUAAAAUAUUAAUCAGAGCGAUACACGUUUAGUGAAAUUAGUGGGAAACUACUAGUGGUCCUACUGGAGGACCCAGGACUCACCAAAGAGUCGGAAAGAAAGACAGAAAGGAAGGAAGUCAGACCUAGGAGGCGAAUUCAUACAAUGACAUCCAGGAGAUGGUUCCAUCCAAAUAUCACAGGUGUCGAGGCAGAGAAUCUUCUUCUGACCCGUGGAGUUGACGGGAGUUUCUUGGCCCGUCCAAGUAAGAGUAACCCAGGCGAUUUCACGCUCUCAGUGAGACGAAAUGGAGCAGUAACACACAUAAAGAUCCAGAACACUGGAGAUUUCUAUGACUUAUAUGGUGGGGAGAAGUUUGCUACUCUGGCUGAGCUGGUCCAGUAUUAUAUGGAACAUCAUGGGCAGCUUAAAGAAAAGAACGGUGAUGUAAUUGAGCUGAAAUACCCCCUGAACUGUGCAGAUCCUACAUCUGAGAGAUGGUUCCAUGGACAUCUUUCUGGAAAAGAGGCUGAAAAGUUGUUGACAGAAAAGGGUAAACAUGGAAGCUUUCUGGUUCGGGAGAGCCAGAGCCACCCUGGAGAUUUUGUUCUUUCUGUACGGACAGGAGAUGACAAAGGAGAGAGCAACGAUGGCAAGUCCAAAGUGACACAUGUCAUGAUCCGAUGCCAGGAUCUGAAAUAUGACGUCGGCGGCGGAGAGAAGUUUGAUUCAUUGACGGAUCUUGUGGAACAUUACAAGAAGAACCCUAUGGUGGAAACGCUAGGCACAGUAUUGCAGCUGAAGCAACCCCUAAAUACCACACGUAUUAAUGCAGCAGAAAUUGAAAGCCGAGUAAAGGAACUGAGCAAGCCGGCAGACACUGCAGAUAAGUUUAAACAAGGAUUCUGGGAGGAAUUUGAGACUUUGCAACAGCAGGAAUGCAAGCUGCUAUAUAGCCGCAAAGAGGGCCAGAGACCUGAAAACAAAAAUAAGAACCGCUAUAAGAAUAUCCUGCCCUUUGACCAUACAAGGGUUGUUCUUCACGACGGUGAUCCGAAUGAACAGGUCUCUGAUUACAUCAAUGCCAAUACUAUUAUGCCUGAAUUUGAGACAAAAUGUAACAACCUGAAACCCAAGAAACGGUAUAUUGCAACUCAGGGCUGCCUGCAAUAUACGGUGAACGACUUCUGGAGAAUGGUGUUUCAGGAAAACUCCAGAGUUAUCGUUAUGACUACUAAGGAAGUCGAAAGGGGAAAGAGUAAAUGUGUGAAAUACUGGCCGGAGGAGUUUGCAUUGAAGGAAUAUGGAGUCAUGCGUGUGAGAAAUGUAAAAGAAACGCCAGCUCACGACUAUAUAUUAAGAGAACUUAAACUUUCUAAAGUCGGACAGGGUAACACGGAAAGGACUGUAUGGCAGUAUCAUUUCAAAACUUGGCCUGAUCAUGGUGUUCCUACUGACCCUGGUGGUGUAUUAGACUUUUUAGAAGAAGUCCAUCACAAGCAGGACAGUAUUGCUGAUCCAGGGCCUGUUGUAGUCCACUGCAGUGCGGGAAUUGGACGAACAGGCACGUUUAUUGUGAUUGAUAUUCUUAUUGAUGUAAUCAGAGAAAAAGGUGUGGAUUGUGACAUUGAUGUCCCCAAAACAAUCCAGAUGGUAAGAUCUCAGCGUUCAGGAAUGGUUCAGACAGAAGCACAAUACAGAUUUAUAUACAUGGCAGUACAGCAUUACAUAGAAACUUUGCAGCGCAGAAUUGAAGAGGAGCAGAAAAGUAAGAGAAAAGGACAUGAGUACACAAAUAUCAAAUAUUCCCUGUCUGAGCAGGCAGCGGGGGACCAGAGUCCUCUCCCACCCUGUACUCCAACGCCAUUACCAACACCUACUCUUCCAGAAAUGAGGGAAGACUCUGGCAGAGUGUAUGAGAAUGUGGGGCUGAUGCAGGCAAAAAGCUUCAGAUGAAUUGAAACACUGAGCAUCAAUCAAAAGGCUGAUUUGAAAACGUAGAAAAGGCAAACGAAUGUGAAGAAAAGUAAUGGGAAUUGUGACACCUGAUAUUUAGAGGCUCUGCCCUUUUUAAAGAUAUUGUGUCCAACCCCUAAACUGCGAACAGAUCAAGAAUGAAGACCAUUUGGAAGUUCUUUGUCUCCUUUUUGCAUAGCCCAUUUUGGACUAGUUCAUUCUUCACUAUGAGGCAUUUUCAUCUCUACAAUGUAGACCCUUAUUUUAGUGAGCCCUUCAGACUGUUACUUCAACAGAUCUGUUCUCAUCUCUAGAGUGCUCCCUGUUCUAAAGGUAUUGUGAACACUCUGGGUACAUAUAGCUCAUUGGUAUGAUGGUGAAUGCACAGAUUACAAUGGGAACAAUUUUUCUCUCUCUGUCGCUUAGACUGUGCACAAGAACUUCACACUAUAACACUUUCUUUGUAACCAAAAUUCUUUUUCUUUCCAUUUGGUCAUUACUAACAUGGCGAUGUCUCUAAUAAGGAUAUCUCCACUCUUAGCGACUUUAGCAAAGCUAAUGGUGCUUGUUUUUCUUUCUGCCAUAAGAGAGUUUUUCUUACUUGAACCGGAAGCCAGGAAAGGCGUAUUAUGUGGACAGAAUAAUCAAGCUUAGUGCCAAUUGUAAAACGUUAAGGUAUCACUGGUGUCGAUCUGUUGAUGCCAUAUUGAUCUCAGCAUGUUGUACCCAAAAGUCAGGUGUAUGGAAACAGAAAGCAUUCAAGCGCACUUUACAAAUGUUCAGUAUUUAACCUAUUCUGCUCAUUGAGAGCUCACUAGUCAUUGCAUUCAUCCCUGACCCCGCGGAGGUUAGCAUCAGCUGAUGCCGCCUGAUUGAGUGUAAUGGAGGAGGACGCCUUACACCAACCACUACGUAUACAUGCGUUUCUUAAUAUACAGUAGCCAUUUCUAGACUUGUAUUCUUUGGAAGUAAAUGGUGUGUCUUGAAACAUAUGUUAUGUACCUGUUUCAUUACAGGGCUUUUAUUAA